CGAUUCCGAACUCCAAAUGCUCCUUAUCCUUCUUCUUUGAGGGAGAGAGCUAGGAGCGAUAGAGAGCAAUGGCGAGUGAAUACAGAUGCGUGGGAUGUGGGUUUAGGGUUAAGUCAUUGUUCAUUCAAUACUCUCCGGGUAACAUUCGUCUCAUGAAAUGCGGAAAUUGCAAGGAAGUAGCAGACGAAUACAUCGAGUGUGAACGCAUGAUUAUUUUCAUCGAUUUAAUCCUUCACAGACCAAAGGUAUAUAGGCACGUCCUCUCCAAUGCAAUUAAUCCAGAAACUGUCAAUAUUCAGCAUCUGUUGUGGAAGUUGGUCUUUGCGUAUCUUCUUCUAGACUCUUAUAGAAGCUUGUUACUGAGAAGAGUUGAUAACAAAUCAAGCUUUUAUGAGAGCUCGUUUCUUAUAUGUUUAAAGGUUCUAAUCAGCGUUUUAUCUGCAAACGCUGCAUUUAUCUUAUCUUUUGCCAUUGCUGCUAAAUGUUUGCUAAAUGAAGUUUCUAGAAGAAGAGAUAUUAUGUUGGGGAUAUUGAUCUCCAGUUACUUCAAGAUCUUUCUGCUUGCUAUGUUGGUAUGGGAGUUCCCAAUGUCAGUGAUCUUCAUUGUUGAUAUACUUAUCUUAACAUCAAACACCAUGGCUCUUGAAGUGAUGACUGAAUCAUCAACGACCAGAUGCAUAGCCGUAUGCUUAAUCGCGCACUUGGUUAGAUUCUUGGUGGGUCAGAUCCUUGAGCCGACAACAUUCUUGACACAACUUGGAUCUCUGGUGCAUCUGUCUUCUUUGUUCAGAAUCGCAUGAUCCAGACAUCUUCCAUUAUAGUCUUUUGCUACAAUUUGGGUACGUGUAAAGAGACACUACACCAUGGAGACAUUUGAAGAUACUUGGGCUAAUGAAGUAUCCCCCAUGGGUAUAGAAGCUUUGGGAGAGCUGACACCAACAUGCGCUUUCUUUUUGUUUUUUGUUUUUACUCGAAAAGUUCUUUUGAUGCUUAAAAGAGAGAUGUGGAUACUUUACACAAUGACAAUGUGGGGAUCUCUUCAUUAUUCACAGCAUACACUAGUUGUACGAUUA
Messenger RNA from Capsella rubella, 1073 nucleotides. Its product is annotated as protein arv1 homolog. The record is from RefSeq and is a predicted model, not a curated record. The transcript is spliced from 9 exons. Bases 69 to 800 code for a protein of 243 amino acids. Gene Ontology annotation, cellular component: cortical endoplasmic reticulum; Golgi apparatus. NCBI's taxonomy places the organism in Eukaryota, Viridiplantae, Streptophyta, Magnoliopsida, Brassicales, Brassicaceae. Gene Ontology annotation, biological process: regulation of plasma membrane sterol distribution; intracellular sterol transport; sphingolipid metabolic process.